AUGCAUGCAAUGGAACUUGACCAGUGCACUGACUUGGCGGCAUUGCUUGCGCAAGGGGAAGAGAAUCAUGAGCUUGCGAGGCGAUUUGGCUCUGUAGCCAGUUCGCCCCCACAGCUGGAGCCAGAAGCCUUGCACGCCAGUUACACGGAGGACUUUGAUGCUGGUGCUCGCGACCGUUGGGAUGACGAUGCAGAAAACUGCUCCAUCUGCAGUGCGUUAUUGGGACGACGUCGUUUGCGGCCUCGGCACCACUGUCGCAUCUGUGGUCGCUGUGUUUGUGCAUCGUGUUCCCCAAACCUUGCGCUGAUGCCCGGCUCGGGGAGGGAGCUGCAACGCGCUUGCACUCCCUGCAUGGCCGUCGCUCCUCGGAUUCGUUUUCGGUUCUCCGAUUCCGGUCUGGUCAGAACUUGGAUUUUGGAGCCCCUGCCGGACUGGCAGGAAUGUCAGAGCAGAUGA
This is a messenger RNA of Symbiodinium sp. CCMP2592, 456 nucleotides long. NCBI's taxonomy places the organism in Eukaryota, Dinophyceae, Suessiales, Symbiodiniaceae. The record is from the annotation of a GenBank genome assembly.